AGAGAGAGAGAGAGAGAGAGAUGCACACCUUCAGCACAUUCCCACCGCAGUUUGGACGGGACAGGAGGCUUUAGAAGCGGCACUCUUUCAUUUCAUCCCUCCAUCACUGGGCGUUUCUUUCAGCGGAUGGAGUGAGCAGGAGUGAGCGGAGCAUCUGGACGUUGUGAAGGUCUCAUCUGCAUUCAUCUCACACUGCCUGAGGAUAGAGGAGGAAGAGAAGAGGAGGAUGAGGAAGAGCCGCAGCGUGCUGGCAGUGACGCCUGAAGACGAGGGCAAGGAGCUCCCAGCAUGCACCGGUGCCACUCUUGGUUCCGAGCUGCGUCGUUGCUGCCGCCGUCACUCGGGGACGCCCACCUUGCCGCCGUUGUCAUGGCGUCAGACAGAGAGGAUGCGGAGUCCUGAGGAAGAUCUCAUGAGCCGACCGACCUCGCUGGCCUUCAUUGACCCACCACGCAUAGACAUCACACCGGUACCACCUGAGAGUUUGGAGGUGGAGAACGGUCCGUGCAGUCCUGUGGAGCUUCAGGUUUCUCCCGGUUCUGCUUUGGUUCUCCCUCAUGGUCAGCGCAGAGAGUCAUUCCUGUACCGCUCCGACAGCGACUACGAACUCUCACCCAAAUCCACCUCACGCAACUCCUCCAUCGUGGGAGAACUACACGGUGAAGAUCUCAUCGUCACACCGUUCGCUCAGGUCCUCGCCAGUCUGCGUACGGUCAGGAGUAACUUCAGCGUUUUGACCAACGUGCAUGGACCGUCCAGCAAGAGAUCUCCAGUUAGCAUGCAGCCUCCGUUAAACAGAGCCUCGCUAUCAGAUGAGUCGUAUCAGAAGCUGGCCUUGGAGACCAUGGAGGAGCUGGACUGGUGCCUGGAUCAGCUAGAGACCAUCCAGACACACCGCUCAGUCAGCGACAUGGCCUCCAACAAGUUCAAGAGGAUGCUGAACCGUGAGCUCACACACCUGUCGGAAAUGAGCCGCUCUGGGAACCAGGUGUCCGAGUUCAUCUCCAACACGUUCUUAGACAAACAGAAUGAGCUGGAGAUCCUGUCGCCUCCUCCGAAGUCUCGGGAGAGGAAGAGGAAACAGCAACAACAACCGCUCAUGACUCAGAUCAGUGGAAUGAGGAAGGUGGCACAUGGACCAGGCAUCUCCAGCAGCUGCAGCGUGGCCCGAUUUGGAGUCAAGACCGACCUUGAAGACCUGCUCGCAAAGGACUUGGAGAAUAUCAACAAGUGGGGAUUGAACAUCUUCAGGAUUGCUGAGCAUUCCCAUCAACGCCCGCUCACCUGCGUCAUGUAUGCUAUCUUCCAGGAAAGAGAUUUGAUGAAAACCUUCAGGAUCCCAAUGGACACCUUUGUGACCUACAUGAUGACCCUGGAGGACCACUACCACUCAGACGUGGCUUACCAUAACAGCCUGCAUGCUGCUGAUGUCGCACAGUCCACUCACAUCCUCUUGUCCACCCCUGCUCUAGAGGCGGUCUUCACAGACUUGGAGAUUCUGGCAGCCAUCUUUGCAGCAGCGAUCCAUGACGUGGACCACCCGGGGGUCUCGAACCAGUUCCUGAUUAAUACCAACUCAGAACUGGCGCUCAUGUACAAUGACGAAUCUGUUCUCGAGAACCAUCACUUGGCCGUAGGAUUUAAGCUCCUACAAGGGGAAAACUGCGACAUCUUCCAGAACCUGUCAAAGAAACAGCGGCAGUCCCUUCGCAAAAUGGUCAUCGACAUGGUUCUAGCAACAGAUAUGUCCAAACACAUGGGCUUGCUAGCGGAUCUGAAGACCAUGGUGGAGACCAAGAAAGUGACCAGUUCAGGAGUGUUGCUGCUGGACAACUACACGGACAGGAUACAGGUCCUGCGCAAUAUGGUCCACUGCGCCGAUCUCAGCAACCCCACCAAGCCUUUGGAUCUUUACCGACAAUGGACAGACCGUAUCAUGGAGGAGUUCUUCCACCAGGGUGACCGAGAGAGAGAGCGCGGCAUGGAGAUCAGCCCCAUGUGCGACAAGCACACUGCUUCUGUCGAGAAAUCCCAGGUGGGAUUCAUUGACUACAUCGUGCACCCUCUGUGGGAGACGUGGGCGGAUCUGGUGCACCCAGACGCCCAGGACAUCCUGGACACUCUGGAGGAGAACAGGAACUGGUACCAUAGCAUGAUCCCUCAGAGUCCAUCUCCUCCGUUCUAUGAGGCUGGAGGAGACAAGUUCCAAUUUGAACUGACUUUGGAAGGUGAAGAUGGGGACAAUAUUCACCGAGAAGGACCUUUGGAAACAGCUGACAUGGAUAUAGCUCCUUCCUCACCAGCUGAGACGUAGCAUCCCACUACGUUGGCGUUUGGUCAGCCAUGUUGGUUUAUUCCAUGAAAUGAAGAUCAGUGAAUCUCCUUUUAAUGAAGAAGCUAUUUGCGGACUUGACUAGUCCAGAGGCUCUUUUCGCAGAGCGUGAUCAGAAGGUAACGAUUCCAUAGAGCUGGAGUUUGUAAAACUCAACCAGAAAGUUCUCGUGUGGUUUGAUGUUCCGACACUGAAGCAGGAACUAAGCAGAUCCUGAAGCUUAAAUGUGGUGCUAGUACGGGAUGCUAUGAAGGAGAACUACUGACUGAUGAUCCGUAUGGAUGUACUUUUUUCGUACCACAAAGACACACACGUUUUUUAAACUUGUGUGUAAUUUGUAAUGCUUGUUUAUCAUAAACACAGCAGAACCCACAUACACAUUUAACAUGAAGGGAUUUUUUUCUGUUGAAAAAAAAACGUGAAGGAAAAAAUUAACUUUGCCCGAAGUGUUUAGAUCAGUCUUAUUUGACCUAGGGAAACAAUGGUUUAUAGAAAAACCUGUAUGUUCACGAAGUACACAUUUUCUUUAUUUGUUCAUAAGAGACAGUAUUCACUGUGUUAAGCUUUUAGUUGUUUUUUUAAUUAUUGUUAUUUUUUAAAACAUGGUACAUGUUUUUGUAUUGUAAAUAGAAGCGAAUGAACCCACAAUGAAAGCACUUUAAUGCUGACACUGAAACCACUUUAGGAUAAUGUAAAGCAGUGAUGCCACGCAACAUCCAAAAUUGAAACUGUCCACAUUUUAAACUGUCACGCUACAGUAAGCUUGCCAAAAUCAUGUUUCAGUACAGCUGAUUUAAGAAAUACAACAUGAUAUUUCAGUCAUGACAGUAAUCAUUGACGUCAGUGCCCCGUCUUUCUCAGUAUAGUCAUGCACACACAGGAUGUGGUAUAAAGAAGUCGUGCGUACAUGUCGCGCAUCCUGAAAUCAAGUUUAAAACUCCUGCAGUAGGUUGGCAUUGUGGUCACAUGCAGCACCCUUAAAGCCACAAAGCUAGAAAAAAAAAUUAUGCUUAUUUCUAAAAUUGUUUGCAAUUGUCUUCAAACACAUUUAAUCUUAUAACAGUUUGUUUAAAACAGCUGUUUGUUCCCUUGUAGUAUUAAAUAGCAAACAAAAUUUGUCACGGACGACAAAAAACAAACAAGUCUCACUUUUUUUUUUUGUAUCAUUGCAGUGCUAAUGAGUAUUUACCCUCAUAACUUCCCUGGUGGAAUGUAUGUCAUUAUUUGUUACUUUGUGCUGUUGUAUUGUUGUAUUACUUUGUGAAUUUUAUUAUUUUAUUGUGUGCUGCACAAAAAACAAAGUGACUAACCGGCCCACACUGUGAUGUCAUGGUGUAUCCGUGUCACUUACCAAAGAAUUUAUUAAACCUGAAAAUUUUGGAAA
Molecule: messenger RNA, 3716 nt
Organism: Pangasianodon hypophthalmus (striped catfish)
Lineage: Eukaryota; Metazoa; Chordata; Actinopteri; Siluriformes; Pangasiidae
Gene: pde4bb
Product: phosphodiesterase 4B, cAMP-specific b
Exons: 17
Coding region: 227-2314 (695 amino acids)
Biological process (GO): signal transduction
Cellular component (GO): perinuclear region of cytoplasm; cytosol; nucleus
Molecular function (GO): 3',5'-cyclic-AMP phosphodiesterase activity; transmembrane transporter binding
Source: RefSeq, a predicted model, not a curated record